Caenorhabditis bovis is the source of this 900-nucleotide messenger RNA. The record is from the annotation of a GenBank genome assembly. NCBI's taxonomy places the organism in Eukaryota, Metazoa, Nematoda, Chromadorea, Rhabditida, Rhabditidae.
AUGGAAUUCGAACAACGCAUUAAGGCGUACCGCUUCGUCGCCUAUUCGGCUGUGGCCUUCUCCGUGGUCGCCGUCCUUUCGGUCUGCAUCACAUUGCCAAUGGUGCACAACUAUGUCCACCAUGUCAAGAGAACCAUGCACCAAGAGGUCCAAUUCUGCAGAGGAUCUGCCAAGGAUAUCUGGUCCGAGGUCAACUCGUUGAAGAACAUUGAUGCUUCCCGCAACAGAACUGCCCGUCAGGCCUAUGACGCCGGAGUUGAGGGAGGAUCCCAAGCCGCUGGAGGUUGCGAGGCGUGCUGCCUUCCAGGAGCCGCCGGACCAGCCGGAACUCCAGGAAAACCAGGUCGUCCAGGAAAGCCAGGAGCUCCAGGACUUCCAGGAAACCCGGGACGCCCACCACAGCAGCCAUGCGAGCCGAUCACCCCACCACCAUGCAAGCCAUGCCCAGCUGGACCACCAGGACCACCAGGACCACCAGGACCAGCCGGAGACGCAGGAGCCAACGGAAACCCAGGAGCCCCAGGACAAGACGGAGCCCCAGGACAGCCAGGAAACAAGGGACCAUCUGGGCAACCAGGAAACCCAGGAGCUCCAGGAGCCCCAGGACAGCCAGGACAAGACGCCCCAUCAGAGCCAAUUGUUCCAGGACCACCGGGACCACAAGGACCACCAGGACCACAGGGACCACCAGGGCAGCCAGGAGCCCCAGGACAAGACGGAGCCCCAGGAGCGCCAGGACCAAAGGGACCAAACGGAAACCCAGGACAGCCAGGAGCCGAUGGAAACCCAGGAGCCCCAGGACAGGCUGGACAGCCAGGAAGCGCUGGAGAAAAGGGAAUCUGCCCGAAAUACUGCGCCAUCGACGGAGGAGUCUUCUUCGAGGAUGGAACUCGCCGUUAA